AUGUGUUCUCGAGCCAAGUUUCAGUACGAUCAUCCUAUCGGCAACGACAGGCUUCGCCUUAUCCGCAUUGUGGGCUGCGGUCUUUCUGGGUCUGAAAAGCUUGACCUUGUUAUUGAAGAACAUCCUCUCACAAGUCUUCCGCAAUACCAUGCCCUGUCUUACACCUGGGGUUCGCCAUUUGCAGACGAAGAGCCCUCGUCAGAAGACAAUUUGGUGACGAUCCUUGUCAAUGGCUGUGAAUUCGACAUUUUUCCCAACUUGCACAAUGCGCUACUCUGGAUCAGAGCUCACAACUCUUGCGACCUAUACUGGGUCGACGCCAUCUGCAUCAACCAGAAAGACACCAUGGAGCGAGGCAUCCAAGUGGGCAUCAUGGAUUGCAUAUACAAGUCAGCGCACCGAGUUGAUAUCUGGCUGGGGCCCGUGACAGAGGGGCACUUUCCUGCAGAAGUCUCCAAAUUGAUUCACACAAUGGCCGACAAUAAGCGGGCUAGUUCUGCAUACAUCAGAGAGAGAGCAUUCCUCGACAACGACGCCUUGAAGAGAUACGGACUGAUAGCCGUGUCGGAGUGCGUCUGGUACGCUUUCAUUGCGUUCUUCGAUCGUAAAUGGUUCAACCGAGUCUGGGUCGUGCAAGAAGUGGCAUUGAGUAAAGACGCCUGUGUGAUUUGGGACGAUGGAUUCAUUCCCUGGGAGACGGUUGCGAACUGCUGCGACUUUCUCUACGAUAGCCACCUCUAUGAACAGCUGUCCGAGAUGCUUUUUGAUAAUAACCCAACUGUGAAACGCGUCCACAUCGGCAGUAACGCAUCAGGCAUCGUCGCAAUCCAACGAUGCAGGCACGAUAUCCUGACCGGUUGGGAAAGCAUGACACUUGAUCACAUCAUCGGCUUUCCAUGUGUUAUCAGUGGUGACCGCAGCAAUAGAAGUAAAAGCGGCGGCGCUCUCCUACUUCUCAUGCUUGGCCUGACUAUCGGUGUUGAGGCGAGCGAUCCUAGAGACCAGGUCUUUGGCCUCAUUGGCAUCCUCAAUCUUCUUCUAGAUGUCAGUGGCCGUGAAAGAGCAGAAUUGGAGCCAGAUUACCGCGAAUGCUCAACGGCAGUCAACGUUUUUACCGACGCGGCCAUCUUCAUCAUGGAAGAAUGCAAAAAUCUCACCUUGCUCACCGCCGUCCCCGAUGAUGCGGUGAAAAAAGUCCCCGAUCUUCCAUCAUGGGUUCCUGACUUCGCAGCAAACGGUCCCUCGGCAUUCCUAGGUAUGAGAUGGCCAGACCACGAAAGGUACUUUGACGCUUGCCGCUCAUCGCCAGCCCUCUGGCGCAUUGAGAAUGACAGCAUGUUGCAUAUCAAGGCCUUUUGCAUCGGAAGCGUGACGUUGUCCGGAGAGAUAUACUCAGAACUGGCCGUGAAUGGAAGCUUUGCCCAGUGGGCCGACUUCUUGAUGCAAUGCGACCCCGUUUACAAACCAACAGGGCAAUGCCGCGUCGAAGCAUUCUGGCGGACGUUGAUAGUCGACCGAGAUCCCUUCAACCAUCCUGCUCCGUCUAGGCUUCAAAAGGCCUUUCACCACUGGAUCGCAGAUCACAUAGUAUGGGAAGUCUAUUGUGCUUUGAAGAAGGGGGCUGAUUUGAUGGAGUACUUGGCAAACUUGGACAGCAUGCAAAAGCUCGCAGACUCAGAUGUUAGCAAAACGGUACCGGACUGUGGGGUUAUCGAAAAAUACUUGAAAAAGCUGCAAGAUUGUGACAAGAAAGAGGAGGUGAGCGUUCUGUUUGAGGGUUUCAGGCACCGAUGCCAGGCGUACGUCAAUUUGGCCUUUGAGACUCUUUGGGAACGACGUCCUUUUCUCACUGACACCGGAUAUCUUGGUCUUGGAAGCCAGUCUCUACAGGUCGGCGACUCGGUUUGGAUAGUGGCAGGAUGCCCUUCGCCUCUGGCUCUCCGUCAGAUACCAGUGGCGUCUCCUUCGAGUCUCGUUUACCACAGAAUAGUAGGUGAGACCUAUGUUCAUGGUAUCAUGCACGGGGAGGCCGUUGUCGAAGGAGUGCUAUGGGAGGACAUUUGUAUCAGGUGA
Molecule: messenger RNA, 2073 nt
Organism: Colletotrichum truncatum
Lineage: Eukaryota; Fungi; Ascomycota; Sordariomycetes; Glomerellales; Glomerellaceae
Product: heterokaryon incompatibility protein
Source: RefSeq, a predicted model, not a curated record